CGGACGGGUGUGCAAUCAAUUUCCGUUACAACAAUAAAAGCACAUAUAAUACAACGACUACAAUGUCUGAGUCGACCAUCUCUUCAGCAAAACGUUUGGUUAAGACGAGACAACACUUUAGCGAUUUAAGUCAAAGACGUGUCAAGAAAUGGCGACAUUUGAUGGUCAAGAAAAGCAAUCAACAGAUACUUGAGUCGCAAAAUAAAGAGAUUGAAGCUAUUAAUAGACAAUUAAGACAUUUGAAGGAUGAAUACAAACUGAUUACUUCAGAGAGGGGUUCGGCUCACAAAUGGGCACAACUUGUGACCAAACAUGAGAGCGAAGAGAAAGAGUUUGAAAAGAGACGACAAGAGAUGGUUAUGAAGAGAUCAGUCAAUUCAUUAAAGACAUUCUUGAAUGAAACGAUUGCUAAACAAAAUGAAAAACAACUCGAAAAACAUAAACAACUUUUAAGAAGAAAACAAUUAAUGAAGAGUUCAUUGUAUAAGCAAAACAUUGACGAAAAAGAUAUCGAUAUUUUGCAUCAAUUGGAAAGUUUACAAAAGUCUGAAAAAGUUAUUAAAGAUGUAAUUGAAAAGAGACAACAAUUGAGUCAUUCAGAGGAAUCGAUUGAAAAAACUACCGAAAGAUUGUUUUGGCCGAAAAAAUUGAUACCUAAACACAAACUUCUUUAUUCUAGUUUUUCAAACAGUUAUUUAAAUGACUUUAUUAUUUCUUCAGAAGACAACAAUGCCUUGAAGUCCGUUAAUAUUAUUGAAGACUUUGCAAAUAAAUCACAAAAUAAUGUUAACACUGAGGAGGACUAUCCACAAGAAAUCGCUAUUAAAUUAUAUGAAAAAUUAAAAAAACAUCGAAUGGCAGUCAAAGAACAAAGAAAUAAAAAAGUGUUUCGAAAUGUUGCCAUUAAUACGAGUUCUUUGAAGAUAAUGGAUGAAAAAGAUGUUAUAAUUCAAUCCGAUAGUGAAGAUAAUAAGCAAAACGAAAGCAGUUCAGAUGUCGAUAGUGUCGAUGAAUUAACAGAUUCGACAACUUAUUUAUCUGUUCCCAAAAAUUACAAAAUGGCCACAAAUAAAGCUGCUUUAGCUUUGACUGAGUUAUAUAAGAAUACUUUGUUAACUAAUCCAUUGAAUAAUGUAGACUCUGGUGACAAUAGUCCUAACAUAUCGAUAAUUGAUACCGAAUUAAACUCUUUGCGCGAAUUAACACUCGAAGAAACUCCAGAUAUUAUAUCUGAUCCACUUCUGCUUCGGAUCAAUCAUUUAAAAGAACUAAUCGAUCAAAAAGUUGGUCGACAUUCUAAUAAACAUUUAGCGGUAAACCAAAAGAAACCAAUUGAUAACAACACUAAUGAUAUAGUGUUUGACUCUAAAUUAGUUAACGAAUUAAACGAUACAAAAGAUAAACUAAAUGACAAUAAAUUUAAUACUGAAAUCAGUUCUCACAAACAAUUACUAAAUGGCGACCAAAAUAUCGAUAGUUUUACACUCGAUUCCGACUCCUCUUCUAAUUCUUUAAGUUUUAAAACAUUGAGAGUUAUAAACACUUCAUUGCCAUCUUCACCAUCGCUUGAGAUUUUGUCACAAUUUUGUAACCGAAAUAUUGAAAACACAGUAAAUGAAAAUUCUUUUGACUUGACUUCAAAUAAUAAGAAAGAAUCAGAAAUAGAUUCAAACGGAUCUACUAUUAGUUGGUGUCAUCCGUUCAGAGAUAGGAAUGCCUUUUGGAAAGAUGUGUUUAAAAAAGCCGGUUUUAAAAUCAAUACAAUUCAAAUUGAUGACUACCUGUCCAAUGUUGAUACAAGUAGUGAACCAUUGGUUGAUUCUGUUUCUGCAUUUUCUUUGAACUCAUUUUCAUCAGAUUUUAACUCGCAUUCAACUCCUAAAUAAUUACAUAAAAAUGAAUUGAUGUGAUAUACUAUGCCUUUUAAACACUUAUCGAAACAUUUCUAUUUUUUUACUAAUUUUUAAAAGAAUUUUUCACUUUUAUACACUCCUAAUAUUA
Messenger RNA from Oppia nitens, 2001 nucleotides. RefSeq names its product myb-like protein X. The transcript has 3 exons. NCBI's taxonomy places the organism in Eukaryota, Metazoa, Arthropoda, Arachnida, Sarcoptiformes, Oppiidae. The record is from RefSeq and is a predicted model, not a curated record. The coding region runs from base 63 to 1886 and encodes 607 amino acids.